CGGAUACGCAAGCGCGGAGAAUACAGCGGAUACGCAGGGGCGUAGAAUACGACAUCAGCAAACCGCGAGAAGGACAGGUGGUGAACGUGCGUUGGCUGGGUACAAGAAGCCCGGACGACACCAUCUACUCGAACGUCACCACCGACUUGAGCGCCAUCCCACGACGAUAGCCAGCACCCUUGAAGACUGCAGAGCAUAGCUAGACCACCAUGCCCACGAUGAACCAGAACCGACCUUUACACGGCACGGAUGCAAAUGGGAAGGAGCAGUCCCGAGUCGUCAGAAAACCUUACCAAGAGGACGCCUUCAAGGGCGGCGCCGACAGCAUGAGGAGUGGCAGCGACGACCUUAGGCCUGGCGCGAACAACUCCUACCCUCACCCUCCCUUGAACACCACCAAGCCGCCCUAUUCCCGCCGCCCGUCCGAUCCCGUACAUGCACCGCAUCGGGAUGCGUAUACGGCGCAGCAUAACGAGGCGCUGAGGAUGGCGUUGGGGAGUAUUCUGUCGCCGAAACGCCCCUUCACGCCCUCGUCGACGUCCCAUCCGGCCUCGGGCACUGCGAGUCCGGCGUUCUUCCAUGCGCUGCCGUUCACUGGUACUGGGCCCAGUACGGGGCCAAACACGGGAGCGCAAACACCAUCGGAUGCGAUGAACGGAUCUACUCACCCUCAACAACACGCACAUACCCACCACCUAUAUCCUCACUGGCCGGGAUCGUAUCAUCAUCCUCAUCCGCCCGAACCUCGCCAGUACCACUCGGACCCGCACCACCCGUACCACCCGCAUACGCCGUCGAGGCUGGGCGCGGGAGAGGAGGGUCCGGCUGAGCGGGCUCACGCAGCGCACGCGGAUGACCUCCACGAUCCAAGUCACCCACCCUCGCCUGGCGAGCUCGCGACGCUGCCUGCGGUGGACAAUCUGCAUGCCCCGGCGCCCGUGGCAGUCGCAUCGGCAAGCCCACACUCUGUGCCAUCAGGAGGCGCGCAUCCCGCCCAUGCAGGGGAUGGCUCGCCCUCGUCUGGUGCUGGGACGCCUCGAGCCAAGUUCCUCGACACGUUGCAGGGAAAGAGCGCUUGGGACGCGCUGAUACACGGGUCGUUCUCGUGAGCGGGUCAAGACCUUGAGCUCGAGGUCCCUGGGCGUUUGCGUAAGGGGACGUGAGGAGGUGACCAUCGAUUAUCGGGCAUAUAUCCUGGGGAAGAGGAGGCCAUGGGGCGGGCAAGAUGGGAUGGAACAGGGGACGUACCCGCCAUCGCC
This is a messenger RNA of Schizophyllum commune H4-8, 1259 nucleotides long. RefSeq lists its product as uncharacterized. Lineage: Eukaryota; Fungi; Basidiomycota; Agaricomycetes; Agaricales; Schizophyllaceae. The record is from RefSeq and is a predicted model, not a curated record. The transcript has 3 exons. The coding region runs from base 210 to 1109 and encodes 299 amino acids.